This is a messenger RNA of Xiphophorus maculatus (southern platyfish), 1021 nucleotides long. RefSeq lists its product as uncharacterized. Gene Ontology annotation, cellular component: membrane. NCBI's taxonomy places the organism in Eukaryota, Metazoa, Chordata, Actinopteri, Cyprinodontiformes, Poeciliidae. The transcript has 6 exons. Bases 259 to 894 code for a protein of 211 amino acids. The record is from RefSeq and is a predicted model, not a curated record.
ACCUUCUGUAGCAGCCGGUAUUCCAGCGGCUCUGAAGAUGCCUCUGACUGAAGACAGUUUGUUGUUGUAUGCCACUCUGAUGCUCUUCACUCAUAAUUUCUUAGAUUUUAUGUAAAAUCCUUCUUUCUUCUCCAGUAUCAACAGUGGAUAUAAGAUGCUCCAGUUUGAUUCUCUGCAUCGUUUCUCUGGGGAAUGAAUAUCAUUUUGAAUAUCUACCUCUUUUAAUAUCUACAUUUACUUUGCUUAAAGGUUAUAAAGAUGGCCGUCUCAGUGGAUACAGACAACGGAGUGACUGCUGUUACCAUAGCAACGGACAAUCGGAGCAUGUUGGCACAAUGGCGUCAGACCGUCAAGGCUCUUCCCUGCGGUCCAUCAUGGCGGUCAGGGAGCAGCGUGGUCGGAGCUCUUGGGACUGUGCAGAUCAUGGUCGGCGUGUUCAACGUUGGACUCGGACCAGAGCGUGUAGAAACGUUUCCUUACUGGCUGGGAGUUCCUUUCAUUGCAGCAGGAGUCUUGUCUCUUCUUGCAGACAGAUUUCCUUUCCGCUGCCUGAUGGGCCUUUCCGUCUUUCUGAACGUAGCCGGAUCCAUCCUCUCCAUUGUGGCCAUUGUGCUGUAUGCAGUACAUUUGGCCAGCUUUACUGUCAUUGGGAUGUGUGGGAUCCUGGAUGAAAGGAACUCCAAAAACUGCAUGUUCUUGGCUAAUUUAGCUCAGAAACUGCUGAGAGGCGUGGACAUCACCAUGAUCGUCAUGUCAGUCCUCCAGCUCUGUGUCUGCAUCAGCCUGGCAGUCCUGGGCAACAAGGCUUUCUACUACAGGGGGAAAGAUGUCAAAGAUGAUUUGAUCCAGCAGCUGUUGUUUAAAGAUGGUCACAUGACCAGUCCUGGAGCCUAAACCUAAUUAAUCUGGUAAAACCAGGGAGAAACCAAAAGGGGGGCCAAGGGGGGCCAGUCCCUCUCAAAUACCAUCAAGCUUCAGAGAACUGCUGCUUUAUUAAACUCUAUUUGGAUUGCAAUUAUUA